AUGUUGAUAGACUUGACAAAGAAGAGCGCCCAAGAAACAAGAGAAUCAUUCGAGAAAUAUUUUCAAGAAGAAAGGGAAAGGAGAGAAAAAUUCUAUAAAUCAUUAAAGGAAGAUUUACGAGAAUCAUUAAAGAAGAGUUCACAAGAACUCAGAGAAUCACUAAAGAAGAGUUCACAAGAACUCAGAGAAUCAUUAAAGAAGAGUUCACAAGAACUCAGAGAAUCAAUAGAGAAGAGUUCACGAGAAACAAGAGAAUCACUAAAGGAAGAUUUACAAGAGAUCAAAACAUCGUACACGAAGAUGGAAUGUAAUCUGAAGAAGGAAAUGCAGGAGUUACCAGAACGAUUGAAGAUGAACGUCGACGGAAGAGAAAAUAAGCUACAGACAAAUAUAGACCAGGUCCAGGGAGACGUGGAGAAGAUGGAAGAAAAGUUAACAGAGAAAAUAGAAGACGAUGUUGAAGAAACUAGAACCGAAUUGGGAGAAAAGAUCACCGAGGUGACGCAGAUGCAGAAACAAUGCAACGAUGUGGUUGAGGGGAUAGGAGAUAAGCAAAACCAAUUGGCAGUCAAUCCGAGAAAUGCUAUAGCCGUGCAGCAAGAAGAAGAUGACCAGUGGGUUGCAAUCGAAGGUGAGGCCUUCACUUGUGGAAUCAAAAGGAAGAAAGGGACUACUAAUUAUGAUCAGUUUGGAGGAGGAUUAUUGAAGAAAUGCUGGCCCAAAGGUCGUCAGUGUGCAGCACUUGAGGACCCACUACGAUGCAGACCACUUAGUAAUUGGAAAGGAACGUCGGAAGAAUUUGCCAAACAUUUGUGGAAAUGGAACGAGGUUUUGGAACAACCCCUGAAUGAUAACGUCAUGGUAUCUGUGAUAAAAAGAAGAUUGAAUCAGAAAAGGCAAGGAACUGUAUCUAGGAGCCUAAUCGAAGAUAGAGAGGCUUUAAUGAAGAUACUGGCCCAAUUGGAGUCUAUUAGAUCACAGGGACACAAUAAAGCUAAUGAUCGAAACAGAGAGGGAAGCAAUGACCCAAGGAUUCAUAUUAAUCAUUCAUCUGAUUACCGAGGAAGAGGCGGAGGAACCGAGAAACCAAAUGACACUCCAGGUGAGGUCCAGCCAAGAGUGAGGGCUAUAAGGACCCGAAUAAAUCUGCUAAGACAUGGUUAG
This is a messenger RNA of Schistocerca nitens (vagrant locust), 1164 nucleotides long. RefSeq lists its product as uncharacterized. The transcript has a single exon. Lineage: Eukaryota; Metazoa; Arthropoda; Insecta; Orthoptera; Acrididae. The record is from RefSeq and is a predicted model, not a curated record. The coding region runs from base 1 to 1164 and encodes 387 amino acids.